AUGCCACAAAAUGGUCACAACAAGGUGGGCGUAGUCAUUGCAAGUAAUAAAAAUAUCCUAGGUUAUAAAGGGAAUGAGCUAGCUGAAGCUUCUAGCAAUUUUGACCAAGACCUUGGUGAGGAGACCGAAAGGAUGGGGCAGGAAUGUACUAACAGGUAUACCCGAGGCAUGCAGCAUAGGGCAUGUCAAGGUAUGUUUGUGAUGGUUAUACACCGGAGUGCAUGUAAUAUAGGUCAGGUCAAGUCAUGUACAUUACCGAGAAAUAGCCAAAGCAAAUGCAUGAAAAAAAGUAGGAAAACUAACUAUGAAUAG
Molecule: messenger RNA, 312 nt
Organism: Ilex paraguariensis (yerba mate)
Lineage: Eukaryota; Viridiplantae; Streptophyta; Magnoliopsida; Aquifoliales; Aquifoliaceae
Source: the annotation of a GenBank genome assembly